AUGAGUAGUUUUGCACUCAAGUCGAAAGAAAACAGAAUACAGAGACCUCGGCCUCCACCGGUAACCGCCGUGGCCUCUAAUACGGCUUCGUCCGCUCCCCGUCGCACCGUGGGUUUCGGUACGACCACGAACACCGUCACGGUUGCAAAACCGAAUGGUGCGCAAUACCGUCGAUCCGUGUCCACGGCUAUUAGCAAGACACCGGACCUACUACACCCUCCCAAGUUUGGUGGCCAACAGCUCUCCAACCGCAGUUGCAAGCCGGACAUCACUAAAAAUCUGCCCUCCAAAACUGUUCAGAAACCUGCACCGUCACAGCCGUGUGAACCAUUGGCCCAGUCAAGGGAACCCCCCAAAGAAAUAUUUAAAAUUCCAACUGUUGCUAAUAUACCAAAAAAAGCUACCCAAGUGGCCAAACCACCUACAACAGUCAAUCAACUCCAGAACAAUUUGAAGGCAGCCACCCUUGAAGAAAAACCUUCUACUGAUCAACAAAACAAUAAAAACAUGGGACUAACAGAUAAAAAAAAUGAAAUGAAAUGGACAUUGGAAAAUUUUGAUAUUGGUAAAGCAUUGGGAAAAGGAAAAUUUGGAAACGUGUAUCUUGCCAGAGAAAAGAGUUCAGGAUUUAUUGUUGCUCUCAAAGUGUUAUUUAAAACGCAGAUUUUAAAAGCAAAUGUUGAGCACCAGCUCAAAAGAGAAAUUGAAAUUCAAACACAUCUAAGGCAUCCUAAUAUUGUGCGUAUGUUUGGAUAUUUCCAUGAUGAUGCUAGAGUAUAUAUGAUCCUAGAAUAUGCACCCAAACAGCUGUACAAAGAAUUGCAAGCUCAAGAAAAUCAACGUUUCUCUGAAGAUAGGGCAGCAUUUUAUAUUAAGCAAUUAACAGAAGCGCUGAUUUAUUGCCAUGAUAAGAAUAUUAUACAUCGUGAUAUAAAACCAGAGAAUCUUUUACUUACCAAAGGAGGUGACUUGAAAAUUGCUGAUUUUGGGUGGUCCGUACAUACACGGGAUUCAAAGCGUAUGACAUUAUGUGGAACCUUGGACUAUUUGCCACCAGAAAUGGUGAGUGGAAACUCUCAUGACAAAUCAGUUGACGUUUGGAGCAUAGGUGUAUUAUUAUAUGAGAUUUUAGUUGGCAAACCACCUUUUGAAGCUUCGACAUAUGAAGAAACGUAUAGAAGGAUAUUAAAUGCUCAAUAUAUUUUCCCACCACAUGUUGCUCCACUGGCUCGAGAUCUCAUAUCACGUUUAUUAAGAGUGAAACCAGAGACUCGUUUACCUCUCAAAGAUCUGUUACUACAUGACUGGAUAAAAAUACACACAAACCUCUAA
Messenger RNA from Macrosiphum euphorbiae (potato aphid), 1332 nucleotides. Lineage: Eukaryota; Metazoa; Arthropoda; Insecta; Hemiptera; Aphididae. The record is from the annotation of a GenBank genome assembly.